This is a messenger RNA of Gloeophyllum trabeum ATCC 11539, 747 nucleotides long. RefSeq lists its product as uncharacterized. Gene Ontology annotation, biological process: positive regulation of DNA-templated transcription. The coding region runs from base 111 to 683 and encodes 190 amino acids. Gene Ontology annotation, molecular function: transcription coactivator activity; chromatin DNA binding. NCBI's taxonomy places the organism in Eukaryota, Fungi, Basidiomycota, Agaricomycetes, Gloeophyllales, Gloeophyllaceae. The transcript has 3 exons. Gene Ontology annotation, cellular component: nucleus. The record is from RefSeq and is a predicted model, not a curated record.
GCGAUUUCCCCCUCUAUACAAGUAUCACCUCGGUCACACGGACCCUCCCACCCCUACGAAGUCGUACCAGCCGGACAACAUAUACUGGUCACCUUUGAGUCGUUACAGCAAUGGCAUUAAACUGGGCCAUGCUGAGUCCCGAGCGGUCUCCUAUACCGCUACCCAACGAGCAAACGAUCACUUCCAUCGAUUCCGGUGCGGAACUCCUCUUGAUAAUCCCCAAUGUACCACCAUCCGGCUCAAUGACCUCUGGCGGAUCUGGAAGCUCGAGAACCAUGAAAGAAACAGGACGGAUCUGGCUCACCGACCAACGACUCGUCUUCGUGUCGGAUACCAAAGGACAGCAGCCGUCCUUCGAUUCACUCUCUGUGCUUCUAACGUCCAUUCAGUCGACGAAGUUCGAGCAGCCGUACUUCGGCGCCAAUUAUCUCGUGAUAGAGAUUAAGCCGACAGCUGAUGGAGGCCUCACGGAGGGCACUAAAGCCGAAGUUAGGCUGAAGGACAAGGGCCUCUUCUCUUUCGUCAGCGUACUGGAGAAGACGCGUGAGCGAGCGAUUUAUAUGAAGCGACAGUCUGCUCUGGAUGACGACGAGACAUUGCCCACAUAUCCUUCCACCCCUGAUGCAGGUCCCUCUGGGUCCGUCGAAAUGCCCGCUGACAAUCCUCCUGCAUACGAUGGUUAAAGUGGAAUCACGGAUGUUGUAAAUGAUGUACCUAUAAUGUACUAUGGAUAUAUCUCGUUUCGGU